GUAGAGAAGUCUAUCUUCUCUCCGUCGUUCCCAACACCAAUCGCAUAAUCAAUCAAUUGAACUUCAACAAAGAGAAAGAGAGAGAGAGCGAAACCCUAAUAUCUCUGAUCGUAAAAAAAGAGAGAAAACUAACUUUACUCAAUUCCCUUUGUUUUCUUCUUCCAAUUAGCUCACGAUGGCGUUCCGAAACUGUCGGUGGGAGCUCCUCGCGGCUUCUCUAGCCCUGACUUUAGCUCUGAUUCACCACCCGGUGGAUGCGAACUCGGAAGGAGAUGCCCUUUACGCUCUUCGCAGGAGCUUAUCGGAUCCAGACCAUGUGCUCCAGAGCUGGGAUCCAACUCUUGUUAACCCUUGUACCUGGUUCCAUGUCACCUGUAACCAAGACAGCCGCGUCACUCGUGUGGAUUUGGGUAAUUCAAACCUUUCAGGACAUCUUGCACCUGAGCUUGGGAAGCUCGAGCAUUUACAGUAUUUGGAGCUGUACAAAAACAACAUCAAAGGGACUAUACCUUCUGAACUAGAAAAUCUGAAGAACCUCAUCAGCUUGGAUCUGUACAACAACAAUCUUACUGGGAAAAUCCCUUCUUCUUUGGGGAAAUUGAAGUCUCUGGUCUUUCUACGGCUCAACGACAACCAAUUGACUGGACCAAUCCCUAGAGAACUCACGAAAAUCCCAAGCCUUAAAGUUGUUGAUGUAUCGAACAAUGAUUUGUGUGGAACUAUCCCAACAGAAGGACCUUUCGGACACAUUCCUUUGCAGAACUUUGAGAACAACUCGAGAUUGGAGGGGCCGGAACUAAUCGGUCUUGCUAGCUACGACACCAACUGCAACUGAAACAACUGGCAAAUGACCUGAAAAAAAAAGAAAUGAGGGGGUGACCUUAGAAGAACACUUCACCACUUUAUCAAAAUAUCACAUCUAUUAUGUAACAAGUAUAUAUAUGUAUGUUCGUUGUGUGACACACUGAGAUGUAACAUUUGUUGUAUUGGUAGCAAGUUCUUUACCUUUGUCUGCAUUAACAUUUGUGUGUAUGAUAUGUCAUAUUAAUACGAAAACUAUGGAUUUGUGUGCUUUA
Molecule: messenger RNA, 1076 nt
Organism: Raphanus sativus (radish)
Lineage: Eukaryota; Viridiplantae; Streptophyta; Magnoliopsida; Brassicales; Brassicaceae
Product: leucine-rich repeat protein 1
Exons: 6
Coding region: 176-835 (219 amino acids)
Molecular function (GO): protein binding
Source: RefSeq, a predicted model, not a curated record